AUGGGUCGACUUAAUACUGACCAAAUUGCUAUUUCGUAUAAUACAAUAUCGAAAAAAUUGAGUCGAGACGUUCAAGCAUCUGGAUUACAUUUGAAUGCCCCAGGCUUUAAAUUUAUUAUAUUUCCAAGUGUAUUUACAUCAAUGGAAUUCGAUGAUAUAUCAUGUCUUAAUCAAGAUGGUGUCUCGAUUAAUCUCGAUGCAACAUUACAAUUCAAAGCUGACCCAAAAAAUAUAUAUGAAAUCGUUGUACAAUUUAAAGAUUUUGAAGGAUAUAAAAAAAUCCUUUAUGCCACAGGUCGAGCUGCUGUUCACGACACAUGCGCUCAUUUUAAUACAACUGCCUUUCAAAGUAUGAGAGGUUUUUUUCAAGUUAAAUUACUCGACGAAAUGAAAAAUACAUUCACUCCAUUUUAUGCAAUUCUUCGCGACUUACAAGUAAAUAAUGUUCGUCGACCAGGAGAUUUUGAAACAGCUGUCAAAGAUAAGGAAGCAGCAAAAGAAAAUAUUAAAAUUGCUGAGAAUGAGCGUCCAAAAUUAUUAACACAAGCUCGUACAGAAUAUCAAAAAGCACUAAAACAAGCUCAAAUUAUCAAUGAACGUGCUGAAACCGACAGUAACAUUAUUUUAAAUCAAGCUGAUGCUGAAGCUCAAGCUGUUCGAACACGAUACUCAACUGAGACUGAAACUUUUGCCAAAUUAAAAAAUAAAAUGGGACUCACUGUUGAAUCACUCUUAAAUUACAUGGCUAUACGAGUUAUCGGCUCAUCGAAAAAUGACGUUUAUAUUAACAUGAAAUCUCCAGCACAAGUGAAAUAUGAAUUAUAA
Rotaria socialis is the source of this 825-nucleotide messenger RNA. The record is from the annotation of a GenBank genome assembly. Lineage: Eukaryota; Metazoa; Rotifera; Eurotatoria; Philodinida; Philodinidae.